Messenger RNA from Guillardia theta CCMP2712, 594 nucleotides. RefSeq lists its product as hypothetical. Bases 1 to 594 code for a protein of 197 amino acids. Lineage: Eukaryota; Cryptophyceae; Pyrenomonadales; Geminigeraceae. The transcript is spliced from 6 exons. The record is from RefSeq and is a predicted model, not a curated record.
AUGCCCGUGCUCACGAGCGUUCAGUUGUGCAAGUCGGGACCCAAGAACGGAGUCGGGGCGAGCGAGGACUUGAUCCUGUCCGUGAAGGAGAAGGCGACGGAGCUUGCAAAGCUGAACCCAACGCAGCGGCAAGCUACCAGCCCGAUGCUGGACGGCAAGUGGAGGCUUGUCUUUAGCACGACGAAAGGACCCAGCAGCGGCAUGCUCGGGCCGUUCGUUGGAGAUGUGUUUCAGGACAUUGUGCUUGAGCAGGAGAAGUAUUUCAACAUCUUGGAGUUGGGUUUCGUUGAAGCCGUCCUGUCGGCUCACUGGGACGUGAUGGGGCAGGAGAAGUGGAGAGUCUUCUUCGACGACAUCCAGUUCAGUCUAUUCGGCAUCCCAGUCUUCAAGAAAGAAUUCUCCUCUUCUCAACGCGACCAAGUGUUGGAAGGGUUGGACACGCUGGGUGGAACAGAAAAGGAAGCGAGGAGUUCCAACAACGGGGGAAUCUGGGACAUGGCCUACUGCAACGACACACUCCGCGUGCUAUGGGCGUACGGGGUCCAGCGCGAGGCCAGCAAGGCGAGCAUCUACGUACUGGAGAGGGAGAAAUGA